Molecule: messenger RNA, 2340 nt
Organism: Loxodonta africana (African savanna elephant)
Lineage: Eukaryota; Metazoa; Chordata; Mammalia; Proboscidea; Elephantidae
Product: nuclear RNA export factor 3-like
Biological process (GO): poly(A)+ mRNA export from nucleus
Cellular component (GO): cytoplasm; nucleus
Molecular function (GO): RNA binding; protein binding
Source: RefSeq, a predicted model, not a curated record
AUGGGGGAUAGUCAUCAAGUUGAUUACUUCCAAAGAAGAGCAAGACCCUGGGGUAUUUCACAAAGGCGAUAUGAUAGUUGGCCUCAACAAGUCAGGCCCAGCAUUCAUCUGUCAUCACGCCAGGACCAAGAUAGAGACAUGGCAAUGAGUGAUGCCCACGUGGGCCCUAGAGUAAGAUACACACCCUAUGCCAUCCCAACCUACUAUCGCGGAGGCAGUUGUCACAGAGGAGACCCAACCCAUGGGAAUAUGGAGAGAGACAGGAAACCUCCACAGGAAGCAAUGGAGGGGAACAGGCAGGAUGGAAGCUCCAGAAGCUGGUUCAAGGUCACAAUUCCAUUUGGCAUAAAAUAUGAUGAGAAGUGGCUGCUGGAUUUGAUCCAGAGCCAAUGCAGUGUCCCCUUCAAUCCAAUCGAGUUUCACUAUGAGAACAUGCAGGCCCAGUUCUUUGUGGAGAAUGCCAGCAUUGCCUUCGAGUUGAAGAAAGUCAGUGGCAAGAUUUGGGAUGAAGAAAAUGAAAGUAUAUCCAUCUUUGUCAGCCCCUGUGCCGUACCCCACUCUGUGCAGAAGGAUCUGAAGUUAGAAACGGUGAAACUGCUGAAGGUGACCAAUAACAAAGGAUAUGAAGUCCCCCAGCAAGCUCUUGAUCUCCGGAAAGUCCACUCCGACCCAAACGUGAUGACCCAUAAUAUUGAAAUGAGGCCAAAUCUUAGAAACUGCAUGGCUACCUCCCUGUGGAUCCAUGAAGAGAGCAGGACCAAGCUUUUGUCCUUCAACUCGAGCAGCUAUACAUCCUACCAGCUGGUUGCCCUGCCCAACACCAUGCAGAAGGGCCCCAACCUCAAGAGCAUGAACCUCUCUAAAAAUGAUGUGAAGUCCGAAGGGGAGUUGGACAAGGUCAAAGGGCUGGAGCCAGAAGAGAUGUUUGCAGACAAAAACCCUCUGUGCACCACCUUCCCAGAUAAGUCCACCAACAUAAGCUCCAUCCUGGAAUUGUUCCCCAAGUUAUUAUGCCUGGAUAACCAAGAGGGACCCCCACCCAUUGUCUUUGGCACUGAAGCCUCCAAGAAGUUACCAGUCUGCAAGGGGAGCAUCUUCGGAUCUGAGACCCUGGGGAAUCUAAUCUUACUAUUCCUGCACCAGUAUUACUGCGUCUAUGACUACGGGGACAGGCAUGGCCUCCUGGAUGCUUACCACAAUGAGGCCUGCUUCUCGCUGGCCAUUCCCUGCAACCCUGAUGACCUAGUUCCAAACAGCUUAGACAAAUACUCCAAGGGGAACAGGAAUAUGAGGAAGCUCAAGGACCCCAUCCUGCGGGUUCAGUUGCUGAAACACAGAAAACAUGACAUUGUUGACUUCCUCAGUGUGUUGCCCAGAACCCACCAUGACAUCAGCUCCUUGGUGGUGGACACGUGUGUCCAGACGGAAAAGAUGCUCUGCUUUUCUGUCAGUGGGGCCUUCAAGGAGGUGGAAGGAAUGUCUCCAGCUCAUGUCCGUGCCUUCACCCGGACCUUCAUUGCUGCUCCUUCCAGCAACUUUAGCCUGUGCAUCGUGAAUGACCAACUGUGUGUGAGGGAUAGCAGCCCCAUAGAGACCCAGGGUGCCUUCUUCACCCCAGUGCCCACACCCUCCAGCUCCCUACCCACGCUCUCCCAGAAGCAGAAGGAAAUGGUGCCAGCGUUCACUGCCCAGUCUGGGAUGAACCUUGAGUGGCCUCAGAAGUGCCUUCAUAGCAACAACUGGGACUACACCAGAGCCUCACAAAUUUUCACUCUGUCCACUCUCCGAACAUCAUAUCCUCUUCCUUCUCUCCUGCUUCUCUGCACUGCUUGCCUACUGCCGGCCUCGCUGCUGAGUGACACCUGCCUGGAUGCUUGGACCCUGCCCUGCACCAGCCCCAGCGUAGCCACACUGUUUGCCAAACCCCCAAGCAGCACUGGAGCCAACCUCUGGAUCCCCGGACCCCGCCCUACACCGUCCCUCGGCCCCUCUGCACCAAGCACCACCCACCCCCAGCAGAAUCCGGGCGAACCUCCGGACCUCCGGACCCUACCCCGUGCCACUUCCCGGCCCCGCCCCAUCGAGCGCUACACCCUUGAAAAGCACUGGCACAGAGCCCCAGGCCCAGGGUCCCCGCCCAAGGACGCUCCAGGCCCCCUUGCGCCAAGCACUAUGCACCCUAGCGGAAUUGUCAGAGACCUCCGAACCACAGGAUCCUGCCCCAAACCGCCCCUUGGCAGCCGCCUGCCAAGCACUGUGCCCUCGUGCAGGACCGGUGUGGACCCCAACCUCAGUCUGUGCCACCCCCUGGCCCCACCGCACCAUGCACAAAGGCACUGA